Messenger RNA from Alosa sapidissima (American shad), 2468 nucleotides. RefSeq lists its product as uncharacterized. Bases 291 to 1046 code for a protein of 251 amino acids. The transcript is spliced from 4 exons. Lineage: Eukaryota; Metazoa; Chordata; Actinopteri; Clupeiformes; Clupeidae. The record is from RefSeq and is a predicted model, not a curated record.
UUCUAUCAAGUCAUAUUUUGAUUGUGGUGUAUUGUUUUAUGAUUUUUCUAUUCGGUUAAUAUUUUUCAUAGAGCAAAGCAAGGUUUAAAUGACUGCAUACACAUGAUUUUCAUGUUUUAUCCAACCCACUUGUAGUUUUGUGAGUACACUGUUCUCUGGAAAGAACAGUACCAAAGCACUGUUGCUUCAUAUUUUUUGUGAUUUCAGGCGGGCCAACCGUGGACAGAGAUCCUUACAAAGAAGAUAACUGGUUGAGUGAUGAACGCCAGUGUCAGGAAGCAAUAGCUCUGAUGAAGCACACAGCUGAUGAAUCCGUGGUGAAGGAAAAGAUGAGGUUUACCCUGGUCUAUCGUCAGAAGAUUUUGCAUGAUCCUGACAAGUCAUCUGAUAUUCUAACCAUUUUCCCACGAUUCAUGGACAUACCUGGCCUGAUUGAGCAGGAUUUUACACUACUUUUUGGUGACUCAACUUCUGCAAAGCUGUUGGAGAAAUGGUCCACCAACAUAAAACCAAAGGUCAUUGCACAGAGCCGUGGCCUGACACAGACUGGGGAGCUCCAAGACCUCGUCCAGAAUGCUGUAGCUACUGAAAUUGAAGAAGGUUGGGACAGUGACAGGUCUUCCAUUCUCUUGCUGGUCCACCUUCUACCACUUUCGAGUCAAGGGCGCAAAAGACCAGGGAAGAUUUCGGCUCGACAAGCCUGUGAUUGCCUAGUGAAAUUCAUCAAGACUGGUGUCAGCAUACAGGGACAUUUGGAGGGCAUCACACAGAGUGUCCAGCCAUAUCUACUUGCAGCCGGACCGAAGAAAAGUAGGAUCCAGUCUUACUUCAUUGUUGUUGACAAACAGGCCUUGCCAUGCAAGUCUUCUAAUUCACUGGCUGCAGUCGAUGAGCUUUUUAAGGCUCAUUAUGUUUUUGGUACCACCUAUUGUCAGGAGCUCACUAAUGUGUUCACUUUUUUGCAAACAACCCUCUAUGACAUAGAUGUUGAAAUGACCAAAGUCAAUCCUAGGGUGGCUGAGCUAAGAGCAAGAAUGCUCCAUUAAGCAAUAUGAUUUGUUUCAUUUGUCAAAAGAGGCAUGCUAAUGCCAAUGGACUUAUAAAACACUUUAAACUUGUUCAUGGACUUUGUUUGGGUAAAGGCCUCAAGUUAAAAUGUGCCCAUAGAGGCUGUUCUCAUGUGUACCACAGUUUUUCAGGUUUAAGAAAGCAUCUUAGUAAAUGUUAUGCAAAUGACAACUUUUGUGCUGAUGAUGGGGAAUGUUCCACCUCCACAAACUCCAUUUCAUUAGGGGAGGCAGACAUGCCAGAGUUGCCAGAUCAGAGUGUACCUUCCGAGUCUGUACUACUAGAAAGACACAUAGUCAACAGUUGUGCUAAGCUGGUGGCAGAACUUAAACUUGUUGGCAAUUCAGAGAAAACUAUUCAUUUUGUUGUUAGUACUGUACAAGAAGUGAUUAGAGACCUUGAUCAUCUAAAGCAUGAAAAUUUGAAAAGUAGUCUUGUCUUAGAGGAGCCCAUAAAAAGCGUUGUUGAGUCUCAAAUUGAUCAGUGUUUUGAGAAUACAUUGUAUCCUUUUCUUCCAUUAAACACUGAGAGUAAGAGAACCAUUUACUUUUCUGAGAAAUGGGGGAAGAUUGAUCCAGUUGAAUAUGUUCUAGGAACACGUUUUGCAACACGUUUUAACAGAACAACUGGAACUUUUGGCCAAUCUAUUGUCAAAGAUAAAUUUGUGUAUAUAUACCAAUUCUUGAGACACUUAAGUCUAUUUACCAGCACCCUAAUAUGAAAGAUAUGAUAACCAGAGACCCUAAACAAAGAGAGAACUUCCUGUAUGACAUACAGGAUGGAGAGUUCUUCAAGAAUCAUGAACUCUUCUCCAAACAAGAGCACACUGUACAGAUACAGCUUUGUUUUGAUGAGUUUGAAUGUGCUAACCCCAUUGGAUCAAAACGAGGUAUCCAUAAAGUUGGAGCCAUCUAUUUUACCCUCAGAAAUGUGUCUCCCAAGUACAAUUCAAGUUUACAGAAUAUCCAUUUGGUGUCUUUAUUUCAUGCACAAGAUAUCAAAACAUACGGGUUUGGUAAAAUACUAGCACCCCUUGUCCAGGAUAUCUCAACACUUGAAACAAGUGGAAUUCAGCUUUCUCUAUUUGAUCACACAGUCUAUGGAAGCAUUAUACAAGUGACUGGUGACAACCUUGGUCUUCAUUCUUUAUUCGGUUUUGUGGAAUCAUUUAGUGCUAGGUACUGUUGCCGCUUUUGCUUACUAGAGAAGGAGGACUUUCAGACAGUGUUCAGUGAAGAUAGUCCAAAGAUAUCUGUUCGAACUAAACAGCUUCAUGCUGAGCACUGCCAGGAAAUGCAGAUCAACCCCAGUUUACCUUAUGUGAUGGGAGUUAAAAAGUCUUGCCCUUUGAAUUUGUUGCAAUAUUUUCACACCAGUACCAACUUUUCAGUUGAUAUAAU